Uranotaenia lowii is the source of this 1357-nucleotide messenger RNA. RefSeq lists its product as uncharacterized. NCBI's taxonomy places the organism in Eukaryota, Metazoa, Arthropoda, Insecta, Diptera, Culicidae. The transcript is spliced from 5 exons. The record is from RefSeq and is a predicted model, not a curated record. Bases 1 to 1038 code for a protein of 345 amino acids.
AUGAAACCGCACUGUUGUCAUCCGCAAGAAAACUGGGCAAGGAAGAAAAAGCAUCAAGAAAACAUCAGCACCGGCUCAACUUCACGCACUUCCGUGAACUUGUCAUUCGACGAGAAAGAAAAAAGCGAGGCGAAAGCCGUCCUCGUCGUCGCCGUCGUAAAAGAACCUGGGAUCGAAUUUUCACGACCGGGUCUCGUGCUAAAAAAGCAAGCAAAAGCUCGUGAAAGUCGUUUGCUGUGUGUUGUGUUCCGAGUCAACACCAUCGUGCAAGAAAAUCCCAAGCCGUUGGAAGAACGGUUAGGAAAGAACGAACCGUUUGAGAAAUCCGCCGAGCUGUGGACGAAGACCCGGAAAAAAGCUUUAAAAGCACCCGGAGCAGAAGAGGACAAUACGUGCCAAGUUAAUCUGGCCACUGAAAGCCGCAGAGAGUUCCGAAAGAAAACCAACAAACGGGAAGAAGGAAAAGAUAAAGGGCCAAGCAAACCCGGCCACGGAACCGGCUUACAAAAGGGAAAAGUCCCCGAGAGCCCCUUCACGGAAGGGGCUCUCUUUUUCCCCUUUUUUUCUUCUCUUUUUUCUCCCAGUAGCUCCGAGCGGACAACAGUGCGGAAGGAAUCGCGGGAAAGCACCGAAAUCACCGGGAAGCGGAGAACAACACGAUCGGAAAUCACCGGGAAGCGGAGAACAACACGAUCGGAAAUCACCGGGAAGCAGCUUUGUUCAAUCGAAAUAAGUGCCUACCAACAGCAGCUGUGUUGUCCGGGAAAUUUUCAUCCACGUGCGGAAAAAUUCUGCACAUCAUUUCAUCCGGAUCGCCGAGAACGACCGGAUCAUCGAAUCCUCAUCAACAACAAUUGGACCGUCAUCCGAAGAGUCGGUGGCCACCACCGAGCCACGGUCAUUUCAUACGGUCUCUUCAUACGAUUCAUCGAUGGUGUUAGCCACGACAUCUGGUGGCUGGUGUCGGUACUAUUCGACACUCAAGGCAGCAACAGCGACGGACGGUCGUUUGCUCCGCGAGCCACCGGGGUGUGUUAGCCGGUUCCCGGAGGCGCAUUGCCUGGUGGCGAGCGCGAAAUCAGGUCAGCCGAUGACGAUCGUGAACAGCAACAUUCUGGAAGGCUCCGCGGCGGUGAGCAAUUCAUCGAGAGGAAUGCCGAACAAAAAGCAACCAAUGUAAGUCAAAAGCUAAAUUAUCUUUUGCUCAUAUUCACCCACAAUAGUCCCGCGACAAUGGGCCGCCUGAAAUAAAAUGUUUGUUUGAUGCAAAGUUAGAAAAUGAAUACAAAAGUUUUGUCUUUUUAAUCUUUUGGAAACAGCUAUUAAGUUUCCUUUUGGGCUUCAUUCGACGAGCUAG